Molecule: messenger RNA, 1163 nt
Organism: Drosophila ficusphila
Lineage: Eukaryota; Metazoa; Arthropoda; Insecta; Diptera; Drosophilidae
Product: acidic mammalian chitinase
Exons: 3
Coding region: 6-1115 (369 amino acids)
Biological process (GO): carbohydrate metabolic process; chitin catabolic process
Cellular component (GO): extracellular region
Molecular function (GO): chitinase activity; chitin binding
Source: RefSeq, a predicted model, not a curated record
AUGCAAUGGGAAAGUUAUUGGCACUACUCGCAGUCCUUUGCCUGAGCCAGGUGAUCGGUGCUGAACGCAUCGUGAACUGCUACUGGGGCACCUGGGCCAAUUACCGCAGCGGCAAUGGCAAGUUCGAUGUGUCCAACAUCAAUCCCUGGAUGUGCACCCACUUGAGCUACUCCUUCUUCGGAAUCAACGACAACGGCGACAUCCAGUCCCUGGACACCUGGCUGGACUACGAUCUGGGCUUCAUCAGCCAGGCUGUUGGCCUGAAGAACCAGAACCCCAACCUGAAGGUCCUCGCUGUCGUCGGUGGCUGGAACGAGGGCUCCACCAAGUACUCCUCGAUGUCCGGCGAUUGGUACAAGCGCCAGAACUUCAUCAACUCCGCCCUGAACCUGCUGCGCAACCAUGGAUUCGAUGGUCUGGACUUGGACUGGGAGUAUCCCAACCAGCGCGGUGGAAACUGGAACGAUCGCGCCAACUUUGUGACCCUGCUGCGUGAACUGAAGGAAGCCUUCGCUCCCUAUGGUUACGAGUUGAGCAUUGCUGUCGGUGCUGGCGAGUCCCUGGCCACCGGCUCCUACGAGAUUGCCAACAUUGCCCAGCAGGUGAACUUCAUCAACGUGAUGACCUACGACUUCGCCAUGGCCUCCGAUGGCCAGACCGGAUUCAAUGCUCCCCAGUGGGCUGUGGAGAACGCCGUCAACUUCUGGCUGAGCCAGGGUGCUCCUGCCAACAAGCUGGUCCUCGGUGUUGGCACCUAUGGACGCUCCUUCCAGCUGUCGGACUCCUCCCAGAACUGGCCUGGAGCACCGUGCCGUGGUGAGGGCGCCGCUGGAUCCUACACCGGAUCCACUGGUUACCUGGGCUACAACGAGAUCUGCCAGAACAACUGGAAGACCGUCUUCGAUUACGGAAACGCCGCCCCCUACGCCUACUCCGGUGACCAGUGGGUGAGCUUCGACAACGUGUUGAGUGUCCAGUACAAGAUGGACUUCCUGCUGUCCAAGAACCUGGCCGGUGCCAUGAUCUGGUCCCUGGAGACGGACGACUACCGCGGUCAGUGCGGCGAGGACUACCCCCUGCUCAGGGCCAUCAACAUGAAGCUUCGCUGGGUUUGAAGGAGGUUCCGAUGGGAGAAAAUAAAUGUUUAAAAAUUGAAAAAGCUA